Molecule: messenger RNA, 772 nt
Organism: Camellia sinensis
Lineage: Eukaryota; Viridiplantae; Streptophyta; Magnoliopsida; Ericales; Theaceae
Product: photosystem I reaction center subunit VI, chloroplastic
Biological process (GO): photosynthesis
Cellular component (GO): photosystem I reaction center; photosystem I; chloroplast thylakoid membrane
Source: RefSeq, a predicted model, not a curated record
AACAAACGCAUACACACACACAAUCAAAACCAACGGAAAAAUAGUUAGUAAUUGGGAGGGAAAGGGAGGUAGGCCAUGGCAUCUCUAGCAACCUUCGCCGCCGUACAACCCGCCGCCGUCAAGGGCCUCUCCGGAAGCUCCCUCUCCGGCACCAAGCUCCGCCUCAAGCCCUCUCGCCAGACCUUCCGACCCACCACCUCCAAAACUGGAGCCGUGGUGGCCAAAUAUGGGGACAAGAGUGUGUACUUUGACUUGGAGGAUUUGGGCAACACUACUGGCCAGUGGGACUUGUAUGGCUCAGAUGCACCUUCACCAUACAACUCCCUCCAGAGCAAGUUCUUCGAGACAUUUGCCGCUCCUUUCACCAAGAGAGGAUUUUUGCUCAAGUUCUUAAUAUUGGGAGGCGGUGCCACCCUUGCUUACUUUAGUGCCACUGCCUCGCCAGAUCUCUUACCGAUCUCGAAGGGUCCCCAACUUCCUCCCAAGCUUGGACCACGUGGCAAAAUCUAGUUCUUCAACCUUUUUAUUGUAUCAAAAUGUAUCUUUUCUACACCUGUAAGUAUGCCCAGGGCUAGCUAAGAACUCUUUUGUUUAUCUGCAAAUGCUUAUUUUGAUUGUGAUUGGGAAAAUGCUUUCUGACUUAACGAAUCACUCUUUGAGUAUUGUGUUUUUAUCACCUGUGAGGAAUGUUUAUUUCACCAAGUUUGAUAUUACUUUGUAUACAGCCUUUAAGAACCAACUGCUAUUAAUAUCUUGUGUCAUUUUCAAAUUA